This is a messenger RNA of Scophthalmus maximus (turbot), 7611 nucleotides long. It is a transcript of the gene c2cd3, whose product is annotated as C2 domain containing 3 centriole elongation regulator. Gene Ontology annotation, biological process: centriole elongation; cilium assembly. NCBI's taxonomy places the organism in Eukaryota, Metazoa, Chordata, Actinopteri, Pleuronectiformes, Scophthalmidae. The coding region runs from base 170 to 6637 and encodes 2155 amino acids. The transcript is spliced from 33 exons. The record is from RefSeq and is a predicted model, not a curated record. Gene Ontology annotation, cellular component: centriolar satellite; centriole.
UUUGCGCGCUGCCGUUUGUAUGUGUGUGUGUGUUUACGUCUGUGUGUGUGUGAGGCGAAGCUCCGUUAAACGGAUUACUAGUGAGCUCGACUGUGAAAAAAACAUGCGUGCUGACGGCACAGACACUGGUUCGAGCCGCCCGUCGUCCACCACCUGUAGCCGCUGAGGUAUGAAGGGCAGGAAACAAAGGGCGGUCAAAGCUGGAAGCGGCAAAAGGAAAGUCCCAGGUGAUGUGUCCCCCUCCACCAGCCUCCCUCCCCUGGUCGAGGGUCAGCUGAGAUGCUUUCUGCGGCUGACAAUAAGCCGAAUAUUAUGGACAGUUCACAAGCCGCCGUCUUCGACGUUCGUCAGGCUCCGCUGGUGGGGAGAGUCAUCCAAUGGGACGCACUUCUUUCCGAGAGACGGGUCGCAGCUCUCGCAGAAGACCAUCAAGACCACAACUCGCUUUGCCAUUCGCUGUGGACCAAAGCAGUUCACCUCAUAUCUUACAGAUAUGGGCUCAUUGGUGCUGGAAGUUCAGACAAAUCCGGAUCAUUUGCCAAUCGCACGGGCUCUGGUGGCUGGUAUCUCCAGUCUCUCCAUGUCACACCCCAUUAGUGGAUUUUACACCCUUGUUUCUCCAACGUCUGAAAAGCUGGGAGAGCUGCAGGUUUCACUUAAUUUGGAACCUCUUACUGAAGCCUAUGACAGCAGCAGCUCGGGACCUCCCACCGAUAUCAGUGUUGAACGACCACAAGUCACCACACUGACUGUGGCCUCGCGGCCCAGAUCCCUCUCAGCGGGCAGCGGGAAAGAAUCGGUCGGGGGCAGCUGCGGAAACACACCGAGAGGGAAAGACCACCUAUAUUUCCAAAAACCCCAACGAGACGACGGCAAAGAAGAGUUGGUGGAGAACCGGAUGCCAGCAACUCAGGAGCCUUGUGGACAACCAACCAAUGAUAUCCUCUCAGUUAUUUUAGAUCGUGGGAACAAGCUUAGAAACGCUAUGGUGCUAUCGGCUUUGACAUGUGACAUGGAUUCUGCCCCAGCUCUGAAAGAUACCCCUCUGCCUCUCCCAAAGGACAACAUCCUACCCCCAUUUAAGCCUGUUCCUUCUCCCUCUGGGAUGUUCCUUCAAAAUAUUCUCCAUGCUGAUUCAUCUGUUAAACACUCUGAUGAUGUUGUCUCAGAAUGUGACUUGGACUGUGUUGCUGACUUGGACAACAGAGCUGUAGAUAUUCUGCUUGGCAGGUACCUCUUAAACACAUCUCCUCUGCCUCUCUGGGAUGGAGACGUCUUCUCUCCUGACACUCUGUCUGGCCACAGCAGUGUUUGUGGGGAUAGUGAGCUCAAUGAUCCACAAUACGAUACAAGCCUGCUGGAAAAUUUGUUCUACAAAACUCCUAUGUCAGACACCAGACCAGAUGACACGGAGCCAGUGGGUCAAGGACCAGUGUCCUCAAGUAAAAAUCUGCCAAAACAGCUGAUUCAGUCUGGACCUGAGAUUAGUGGAAGUCUAAAUUCAGAGCCUCAGCGCUCUGUGGAUGCUGCUGUUCUUCCUGGCCUGAGUGCAGAGCAGUUGACUCUGCUGAGUUUGAUCCGAGAGGCUCGAGUGACCAUCGACUCUCUGACUGUACCUACACACAGCACGACCACUACAUCCAGAAAGACCUCUACUCAAGGGAAACCUCCCCGACCAUUAGCCAGCGAAAAAUGCACUUAUUUUGUUGAGUACACGUUCCCGAUGGUGUCCACCUCCGGUAGUAAAGCUGGACAUGGGGAGGUGACCAGAGCUGUUUCCAGUAAAGUCACGGGAGGAGUGGUGAAGUUCCUCCAGCGCUCUGCGUUUCCUGUCCGUUUCGGCACAGCUGCAGUAAAGCAGUUGUGUCAAAUUGAUCUGAUUUUCAAGAUUUACUCACGAAGGAGCGACCAAAAGAAACCGGUUCCCAUCGGUAAAGCAGUUCAGCCGCUGCGUUGUCUGCUGCAGAGCAAGCAGCUGAGCCUGUCGCCUGUCAUCCUACCCGUACAGAGCCUGGAAGGAAACAGUGACACACAAGAGAUUGGACCUCUCGUGGUGUCACUAGAACUUGCUGCGGACAGUAAAAGUUUCUCCUCUGGAAAAAGCAAAAGCAAGCUGGCCCGGAGAGACGCAUCACCUUCACAAGUUGCACCCAGUCCACAGAGAGAGUUCGGCUCCAGAGUUCAGCUGGUUCAAACUGGCCGAGACGACUUUCCUUCUCACUCUUUAGAAGACUCCAGGCUCAAUGUCUGGAGUCCACCAAAACCCUUCAAAGAACCCUCUCCUCAUCACGAUCUCACAUCCCCUUAUAAAACAUGGCAGCAGGCGGAUGAGGACCCCAAGGUGCUGCUGCAUACCCUGCUCAUGGUGCCUGAUGGGAAGAACUUCAGCUUAAGGCCCUUGCAGGCUCCAAAUGUGUACUUGAACUGUAAACUCUUCUGGUGCGAUGAGAUGGCGAGAUCUGUUGUCAGCUGGGGUCAGGCAAACCCAUCUUUCAACUUUGCUCAGGUGACUCCUGUGGCCUUAACAACUAAGCUGUUGGAGCGGAUGAAGAAUAAUGUGAUGGUAAUCGAAGUGUGGCAGAAAAUGGGAAGCUCAGGGCAGGACCGACUCCUGGGCCUUGUCAAAUUACCUCUUCACCAGUUCUACAUGUCAUUUAGAGAUGAAAAGAUCACCCACCUUCUUCUCCAGGCUCAGUACCCUGUUUUAGGGGUGGACAGCUACAUGCCGGUCAUCGAUGUGUUCUCAGGAAGCUGUAAAGGAAACCUCAGGGUUCUUCUGGCAAUGGGGGGAUCGGAGCAGAUUAUUGCCCUCCAGCGCACCAGGGACGAGGAGUACGACAAUUUGCCUCAUCUCAUGAAACCAGUUAAUCUGCUUGAUCACCAGCCACAUUCACAAAAAAAGGCGAUGGCAGCACAAGAGGACGCAAUGAAAGAGCACCUGUUUGUGAUACGAGUGGAGAAGGUCAACGGGCUGAUGCCUCUGCAGUCUACAGUGUGGGGUGAAGCCGACUGCUACGUGCAGUACAGCUUCCCGUGUCAGGACGGUGACACCGCCACAACACUGGACCAGAACGUCAUUGAGAGCAGUGUAAACCUGAAGCCGUUUCGCACCACCACCACUCUCUGUCUGCCUGAUCCGGCGUUUGGCCACACUGAGACUCAUGUGCUUCUGGUUCCUGACGGAGUGCCAGUCCAGAGGUUGCUGCUCAGCUCCCUGUCCAGUCAAGGCCUCUGCAGUGGUGGAGGCGUCCAGUUUGAAGUGUGGUGCAGAUAUUAUUAUCCAAAUGUAAGAGAUCAGCUUGUGGCCAAAGGACUCCUUCCAUUGUCCAAGCUGUGUGCCAUGGUCACCAUGCAGAGACAACACCCCAAUGAGGCCCAAAUGUUCUCCCUCCCCCUGGUCCCCAGGACGGACAGUCCCACAGGACACCAGCCACAGCCCUCAGGCCAGCUCGAUGUCUGCAUUCGGUACAAGCACCGGCCUGUGAGACCUGAAGGGCAGACUGGCAGAGGAGCUGCCUCUCGUGUUGUGACGCUAGUGGUUCAAGUGCACAGAGGAUCAGGUCUGCAGGCAGCAGCAAGGGCAUUGUCAGAGCAAGACGAGAGGUUCAGCUACUUCGCCGGCGUGGGGGUGAACACAUAUGUCACCAUCCAGCUCUCCGUCUUGCCCGAGAGUGACAGGAGGUGUACCCGCACAGUUGCCAGGACCUUCUGCCCCGAGUUCGACCACUACACGGAGAUGUCCUGUGAUCUCCUGGUUCAGCGGAGCGGUGGAGAAACCUUCAGCCUGGCUGAGCAGCUGGAAGAGGCUUCUGCUGUCUUUAAUGUUUGGAACAGAGACAAUCGCAAAGCACUUAACAUUGCCAAGCCUAAAGACGUGAUGUUGGGCACAGUGAAAAUCCCACUUGCUGAUCUCAUCUACAAAAGAACAGGUAUUUCAGGCUGGUUCGGAGUGUAUACACCUCAGGAAACGAGUUCUCAAUACACGCAGCAGCAUGUCUUGGUCGGGGGCCUAGAGCUCUCCGUCAACUUUGCCCACCACUCAGACAGAGACAGAGUCAUUAAAGCUGCUCAGGGUUUGGGCUGGGUCAUGGCCCCGAGCGACUGUGAAAUGCAGGAUGAUGAUGAAGAAGCCUGGCAAGAAAAGGUGAAUAAACUCUCCCUGACUUUCUCAAUGCCCAGAGCGUGGAUGCCAGUCCACUGUUUGCUUCUGCCAGGCCACAGUGAUCUUCAGCGCUCCACCUAUUGCUACUUUAGAUACAAGUUUUACGACCAGGAGGCCUUCUGCUCUCAGAUGAAACACCCAUCCGUUGUAGAGGGUGGGGAGGACCGCCAGUCCACGGUGAGCUUUGAAGGAAGUAGAACUUUGGAGCUGAGGAGGACACAGCCUUUACUGUGGUAUCUACGAGAGGAGAGGCUGGAGCUGCAGGUGUGGGUUGCAUUCAAGAAGGACAAAACCAGAAGACCCACGGACACAGACCGGCUGGUUGGCUCGGCCUUUGUCGAUCUGUCCUCUCUUGCAAAGACAUCUGAGCAGAAGCUGACGCUCAGUGGCGUGUAUCCACUGUUCAGACGCUCUGCAGCAGAUCUGCAAGGGGCAGCUCUCAGGGUGCACAUUGCCAUGACGGCAGCCUCCGUCACUAGGGAGCAAUCUGCUGGAGCUGACACCCAGGUGGACUCUGACAGCCGGGGGGAGCUCUUAUCAGACGAGGUGGAAAUGGCAGAUCGCCCCACCUCGCCCAGUACGCCCAAAAAAUGCACACGCAAGAUCAAAUCCCCCAGAACCACCCCAGACAUCACAUCUGUGCAGCACACAGAAAUGAGCCUGCAUGAAUCUUUCCCUGUGACUGUCACAGUGGACCGGGCUAUGCACCUGAAUCUGAAAGGCUGUCCUCUAGCUGAGCGCAGUGAGGGCACGCCGUGCUGCUGUGUUUCAUACGUCACCGCUGACUCUGCUGAACCAGUGUCCACAGCUGUCAUAGCCGACACCGACUGCCCCGUGUGGGACCAUCAACAUGAGUGCAGGCUUUCAAAACAGCUACUGGUUGAUCCACAGCAAUCGCUCGUAUUCAAAGUUUGGCACAAAGGAGAAAUGGAGAGGGUGCUGGGAUUUGCCUCUGUCGACCUGUCCCCUUUACUGUGUGGGUUCCACUCUGUGUGUGGCUGGUACAACAUCACAGACUUCAGCGGUCAGUGCCACGGCCAGCUCAAAGUGGCCGUCACGCCGCUGAGGGGCGUCCGGGACCUCCGGGGACAGAGAAAAACCGUGAAUGAUGAAGCUGCCAAAAACUCAACUACUUCAUUUCAGGCCCUUCCUCUCAGCUAUCAUACCACAGCCACCUACAGUAGCUUCCCCGCUCACAUCAGCCGCUACCCUGAGCAGAAGAUCUCGUCACCCGACCAAACUGACAGGCUGUUUCCAAAAAGGUCCAAUGAGAGUGACUCUCAUUUUGAGCACAUGGACAAAGUUCGUCUUUACCAUCAGAGUCUGCAGGAGCAAACAGCUGCUCACUCCGUGUGUAGCAGCAGUGCAGGCGACAUCAGUCCCUCCAGCUCGUUCCUGUUUUCAGCACUCAGGAAAAAACUAAGCGAGCUCGACAACAUCCAGAGAUAUUUCAGUAGCAAGCUUACCACUCCCACGUUCCCAUCUAUGAGCGAGCUAAACUGUCGCAACCAACCCGAGGAGCAGAGGGCGUCGAAGAUGGACACGAGCCGGCUCCUCGUGAAGUCCAAUCAGUUAGUCGGAGAAGUCAACAAUAUCAUCAGCGUUCUACGAGGACAUGACCUGGAAACGAUUCCCUCCGACCCUCAGAGCAGCUCAACAACUUCCUCUGGUGGAGACAACAACCCUCAGACUAUCUCCAGUCUACGCAGAGCUUCAAAUUCUUCCCAAGAAGAUGCGUCUACUCUGCCUCUUCCAAAGAUGUCUGAAGACCAGACUCCAGACUCUGAGGCUGAGGAAGAAAAGGACAGACGACACUACGACGUCACUGUGUCCGAGGAUGAAAAGGAGGAAAGAACAGGUGAGGACGAAGACUGCAUACUGGACCAGGGAGCUGAUGAUGAUGAUGAAGGGGACAAUGACGAUUAUGAGGAGUUUGUGGUGAAGCCGAGGCAUCUUAAUGAGGUUACCUCUUUAACGGACAAAACCAGUCCUUGGACCAGCAUCCACUCAGACCCUGACGUGGUUUCUUUGGAGAGCCCGGAGGCACCAGAGGAGCCGGACCUGAGUCAGGACGAGGACGACAUGGAGCAGAUGGUAAAUCUGGAAGCUCAUGAGUCCAUUGGGAAACAUGAACAUGCAACAGGAGAGGCGAAUGACAGUUUUUGUCAAUCAUCGGAAGACAUUUCAGACACAGAGGGAGAUGAUGAAAGGACGCUACACGCUCCAGAUGAAAGACAAACAAAAGAGUCCAAUGGCCCCAACAAGGAGUCAUUUGACACAGGUCCUCCGCCCACCGUACAGCACGCCACAGAUACGCCUGGCGUAUCCCUGGAUGAUCAACACUCACAGCUCCAAACCUCGGUCCCUGUGGGCGUCCCUAACUUUUUCCUCCCCUCUCACCAACUGGAGGCGUCUAUGAGGACCAUUCGAUUAGCUCCGUGCUUCUCCCAGUCGUCCAGUGACCCGCAUUCUUGAUGGUUGAUUAUUCUUCAUUUGCAUAUCACUGCAGCUCAGAAUAACGUGAGACAACUUUCAGAUGAUAGUUAGAAAAUAAAAAUGUUGUAAUCCACACUGUUGGAUAUAUUCCGAAUGAAACAUUUCAGUCAGAUAGAUGUCAUCAGGCAUCAACUACUUUAUCUUCACAAUCUUCCUCUUUGCUUUGGAGGCGGAAACAGUCUGACAUUACCUUUAAAUGUGCAUCACAUUUAAAAAGCAUAUACAUAUCUGACGAAAAAACAAACUACUAAACAAUGAAGACAUAGGAUUUAAAAAUUAAAUUGACCGAAAUACAGAACCUUGUGUUCAUAUUUAGUCAAAGGUUUGUCAAGACCAGACUCUGUCUAGUUGACAUUUAUUUUACCAUAUAAAAAAUUUUCAAACCAUGAAAAUAUAUUUGCAAGUAAAAGAACAAAUAUGUACUAAACAACACAGAGAAAUCCAAAUCCAUUUAAAAAGCAUCCAAAAUUUGUUGUUUGACUUUUACAUUUUUUAUUGAAAUGUAUUAUAAUAUUAAUGGAUCUUAAUUAAAAUAAAAGAUUUUUACUAUUUUCAAGGUUAUUGUAAAAAAAAGGUAAAUAGAAGCAUUUUGUUGUAUAAGUGUAUAGAUAUGAACUAUUGAGUCACCUCACUGAUUACACACUUAACUUAUAUUAUAUUAUUCACUGCGCCCCACUGGAUUAAAGUCUGAAAAACAUCAUAUUUAUUUAUCCCCAUAAUUAAUUGUAAAUAUAAAAAAUACAUAUAAUUAUAAAGUGAAAAAAACUUUUUAUAUAAUUAAAAACUAGUUCUGCCGACAAUGUGUGAAUGCACGUUUAAGUCAGCUAACCCCUGUGUCUUUAAUGUAACUUCCGUUAUUUACACUAUGACUUAAACUGUUGGUUUAGGUUUGUUUGUAAAUGUCUUUGGGGCUGCAACAAAUGUUUUUCUUCUAUGAUUAAUAAUGAUGACGC